Molecule: messenger RNA, 1692 nt
Organism: Thermothelomyces thermophilus ATCC 42464
Lineage: Eukaryota; Fungi; Ascomycota; Sordariomycetes; Sordariales; Chaetomiaceae
Exons: 2
Coding region: 246-1646 (466 amino acids)
Source: RefSeq, a predicted model, not a curated record
CCCCCCCCGACUUCUCGAGGCAACGCAACUCAGUUGCUGCAAGGCCGAUCCCCUGUUCUCUACGACCCUUCCUCUGCGAAAACGAUGCACAACGGGAGUUCGGCGCAGCCAUGACCAACGCGCGCCUCCAGUCGACUGCCGCACGACUCGCGUCUUCAGCGCAGCAGCGUGGGCUCGGGGGCUGCCCGCGGUCGAGCAGGUAGGAAAAAAAAAAAAAAAAAAAAGAAUCGAUGGCUCGGACGACCAUGUCGGCCGCGUCGCUCCUCUUCCUCAUUGUAUACAACUUCCUCUACUACUUCCUCUACCUGGUUCUCUUCGCCUUCCUCGUCGUCACCCCUAUCGACCUGAUCCAGCAGGGCGCCACACGACGCCGCAAGUGGGACAUCCUCGCCGUCCUCGUGUGCUACAUCGCGACCAUCGUGGUCGUCGCCUUCAUCUACGCCACCCGCCUCUACAUCAGCCGCUCCGUGAUCGCAUCCAUUCCCAAGGCAUGGAUCCCCAUCGAGAAGGGCGACGUCCCUCCCGACGUGCGCCAGAUGAUCGUCGAAGGCCUGGGCAGGAGCGCCGCCAUCGCGUAUGAUGCCAGGCCGCGAGCACCGCCUGUGGUGUCCGGUCGUGAGCCCGCGUCUGGCGGCAGAGCGAAUGGGCAGGGAAGGUUGUCUGGAUCUGCCGGUUCGAGCGCGGCGGCAUCCGACAGGGCGGCCAAGGCCGCCGAGCUCUGGCAGCAGCACAAGCCCGUAUGGGGCGAGAUCGAACAUCCAGGCUGGGCGUCGCCGACGUCGCACGACCUGCCCAACCUGCAGUACGACACCGUCGUCACGGAACUGCCGAACCUGAUCGAGGCGAAAGCCAUCACCCUCGCCCCUCCGGACCCGGACUCCCGGAGGGAGCCGCCCACGCUGGACCCGGACGCCGUCGCUCUCCUCCAGAGGCCCGGCUCCAUGGGGCUGCGGGAGUAUCUGGCCUACCUCACCGAGUUGGCCGUCCUCGCGCCGCUGCCCACGACUACCGAGUUCCUCGCCAGGUACGAGGCCGCGCGCUACUCCGGCCGGCCGCUGUCCAACGAGCAGUUUCGCAGCCUGAUGCACCUCUUUGCCGGGAUAUUACACAAUAUGCACCCCCUCAGCCCCGCCGCGCUCGCUAGAUACGAGGACGACGGGGACGAUGGGUCGUCCGGCUUGGCAGGGCCGUCGGAAAGCGACAUCGACAACGACGCGCCGCGGGGCACCAGCCCGUCGAGCGCGGGCACGGCGGUGGGGCUGGGCUUGCAGCGGCAGCAGCAGCAGCCCCGCCACCACCCCAGCAACGACAGCGACAGCCUGGCUCGCACGAGCAGCGCGAGCACGACCGGAUCGGGCCGGCGGCGACUCGUCCGGCCGGGCCGCGGAGCGCGCACCCCCUCGGCCCACACCUGGCAAUUCCGGACCGCGCCGACGACGCCCCAGAGCCGGCAGAGCGGCUUCUCGGGCGCGCCCAGCCCGGAGAGCUUCGCGCACACCAGACGGCCGUACCCGGACAGGCAGUGGUCGAGCUCGAGCUCCAGCGCCAGCGCCAGGUCGGUGGGCGGCGGGUCGGUCAUUCGCCUGGCGGGGAGCGAGGACGCGACGGAUCUUCCCUAUGUCAUAACAUAUUCGCCGAACCGGUGAAUGAUAGACAUCCCCUGCUAGCCACCAGUAUAACGCGAGUUGGCAC